Messenger RNA from Drosophila subobscura, 1481 nucleotides. It is a transcript of the gene mtTFB2, whose product is annotated as dimethyladenosine transferase 2, mitochondrial. The transcript has 4 exons. Bases 76 to 1425 code for a protein of 449 amino acids. Lineage: Eukaryota; Metazoa; Arthropoda; Insecta; Diptera; Drosophilidae. Gene Ontology annotation, molecular function: rRNA (adenine-N6,N6-)-dimethyltransferase activity; mitochondrial transcription factor activity. The record is from RefSeq and is a predicted model, not a curated record. Gene Ontology annotation, cellular component: mitochondrial matrix. Gene Ontology annotation, biological process: transcription initiation at mitochondrial promoter; rRNA methylation.
GACACAACUGUUGCUUGUAAACAAAACCGGCCGGGACAAAGUUUUAUUUGAUUUGUUUACUACAUUUUAAUCGCCAUGCUGCCACUGCGAUCCAGCUGGAGGUUCGCCAGGGGUUUCGCCAGCGCCAGCAGCAAGGCCAAGCGCGAGUUGCUGGCCCGUUACAGUGGCGAGUAUCCCGAUAAGCUGCUCAGCAAGAAACAGAAGACGCCCACGCACAUGUAUGUGGCCAAUGCAGAGACGGCAGAGCGCAUCUCGCAGUACCUGGAGCCGCAUCUGCAGCAGACCAGCUGCGACACAGUACUCGAGCUGAAUCCCGGCGUGGGACACUUCACCAAGCACCUGCUCGACCGCGAGUCGCAGUUCCGCAAGAUUAUUCUGCUCGAGAGCAUGGAAUAUUUUAUGCCGCGGCUGCACGAGCUGCACACACUGUACCCGGAGCGGGUAAAGGUGCGCCAAGGGGAUCUGGUGAACAUUUGGAAGCUGGUCUUCAUGGACAAAAUGGACAACGGAAUGCGGGUGGCCGAGCUGCUGCACGAUGUGCCCCAGCGGCCCUACACCGAUGAUAUCAACAUGCUGGUCUUUGGCGCCGUGGGCUCGUAUUCGUUCUUCAAGCAUCUGAUCAACUCGCUGAUCUUCCAGACGAGUCUCUACACCAUGGGACGCUGCGAAAUGAUCCUGGCCAUGCCUCCGCCCAUUUAUAUACACCUGACCUGCGACAAUGAUGUGGGCUACCUCAUCUAUCGCUCCACCACUGUGCUGUUCCAAAUACUCUUUGAGCAUAAAUUCAUUGCCAAAGUGCCGCGUGAGGAUUUCCUGCCGCUGCAGGCCGAAUACAAGCUCACGAAGAGCAGCAAGCUGGGCAAGGUGCGCUCCGUCAAUCCGGAGUACUUGUAUUUGGUGAAAUUUGUGCCCCGCCGCAACCUGCACGAGCUGUGCCCGCCCCAAGACCUGGUGGCGCUUUGGUUCUUCAUCAAACAGAAUUAUGUGAGCCGAAGGAAUCGCAUAAUACCCAAUCUCGAAAAGUGGGUGCCCGGCUGUGGGCCCAGGCUGAUCAUCAAUCCGCAUGCCUCUGAGCCGAUUACUCCGACAUACCCCGAUGAGUCGCCGCAGCAGCUGCCGCAGUACACCACACAGAGCACGACGAUGAGCAACAGGGACUAUUAUCCGGGCAUCAAUAUUUACACGCAGUUUGGCGACCUCAGGCCCAGUCAGAUGCUGACACUUUUCACACAGUUCCGCCAGUGGCCAGAGUACCAAGAGAGCUCCUUCCUCGCCUCCAUGGAGAAUGCGCUGCUCAAGCUGGAGACUGUCAACGACGAGGAUGUCGUGACGCUGCCCGAGGAGGAUGACAUUGGGGCGGAGGAGCUGCUCGACGAGGCCAAACCCAACCCAGCCACGGGCCGGCAGAAAGCCAAAGCCGCUUAGAUUUUGUUUGAAUUAUUAUUUGUUAUGGUUUAAAGUUAAAAAUCUCUUGAAUUCGA